Molecule: messenger RNA, 1019 nt
Organism: Thamnophis elegans (Western terrestrial garter snake)
Lineage: Eukaryota; Metazoa; Chordata; Lepidosauria; Squamata; Natricidae
Gene: COMMD5
Product: COMM domain containing 5
Exons: 7
Coding region: 1-687 (228 amino acids)
Cellular component (GO): nucleus
Source: RefSeq, a predicted model, not a curated record
AUGACUGCGGCGGGGAAGGGGGUGUCGCCCCCCUACCUGCCCCUGAGUCUCGCCGGCGAAAGCAGCCUGAACAGGGCCAGUUUUUGGGGGCCUCGCGUACCCCACCAAAUGGAAGCCAUGGCAAAGAGCCUACAAGAGCUAGAAAAGGAGAUUUUCCGGAAACUCCUGAAAGCCACCGUUGGCGCCUUGGAAGGGAAGGAGUGCCAGGGCUUGGUGAAGACGGUUGCCGAGAGUGCCAGUCUGGCAGAGGAGCAGCUGGCCAUCCUCCUCUCUGGCAUGUACACCCUCCUCCGUGAAGCUUUGAGGCUCCCUCCGUCGUCCCUCAAGCAAGAAGUGUUCAAAGAAGAUUUGAAACUGCUCAGGAUCCCGGAGGAGUUCAUCGCCGAUUUUGCCACGGUGGUCUUUGGGAACAGACGGACCCUCCUCGAAGCUGCUCUUCAGAAACAGGGAAAUCGGCUUCUCAGAAUCGAAGACUUCAAGUGGAGAGUGGAUGUCGCCAUUUCAACCAGCUCUCUGGCCCGGGCUUUGCAGCCCUCCAUCUUAAUGCAGCUGAAGCUCUCGGAUGGAUCUGCUCAUCGCUUUGAAGUCCCCGUGGCCAAAUUCCAAGAAUUAAGAUACAACAUCGCUCUCAUCUUAAAGGAGAUGAACGACUUAGAGAAAAGAAGCAUUUUGAAGAUACAGGACUGAACAUUGAAAACAAAGAAACUAUCAGGUUUUCAACAGAGGAAGAGUUUACAGCUCGGAGAAAACACAAGGACACCUUUUUGUCUGUGCGUGAUUGUGUGUGUUGUUGUCCAACCUUACAAGAGCUGGCUGUACUUUUGUUUUUCUUUUAUUAUUUUCUGGGUCAGAAACUGCUGGUUAGAAGGUUGUUUACGUGACUUUAAAAAAAAAGCAACUUUGAAUUCUCCGCAUGAAUGUUCAUAGUAUCCUAAUACCUAUUUAACCCUUUUUAUGUAUGAUUCAUUCCAGAUGUUUAAAAAAUAAUAAUUAUAAUUAUUACCAGGAGAGCCUUUUCA